AUGACAUUAGUGGAAGAUAUGAAGGCUGAGUUAUAUCCAGGGUGUACCACAUACAAGAGAUUAGAGUUCAUUAUCUCAUUGUUACACAACAAAGUAAGCAAUAAGUGGACCGAUAAGUCUUUUUCAAUGUUAUUGAAGUCUUUGCAUAGGGCUUUUAAUUAUGACAAGCAUUUUCCUGCAAAUGCUCAUCAAGAAAAAAAAUACACAAGAGCAUUGGGGCUAGAUUAUGUAAAGAUUGAUGCUUGUGUUAACCAUUGCAUUUUGUAUCGAAAGGAAUUUGCGAAUGAAGAAAAAUGCCCUAAAUGCCUGGCUCCUAUAUGGAAGGAGAAAGUCGUGCAUGGCGGUGAUGAAUAUUCAGAUGAUGAGGAUGUGGAUGUCCAAAAGGCAACUCGAGUUCCUCAAUUAAUCUUGCGUCAUUUCCCCUUAGUUCCGAGGUUGCAAAGGAUGUUUAUAUCUUCAAAGUUAGCAAGGCAUAUGCGAUGGCAUAAAGUUGAUAAUAAAGAUGAUGGUAUAAUGAGACACCCAGCAGAUUUAGAAGCAUGGAAGUCUUCGGACACAACAUUUCCCGACUUUGCUAAAGAUGCACGUAAUGUACGCUUGGGUUUAGCUAGUGAUGGGUUUAAUCCGGGGGCUAACAUGAGUAGUAGAUAUAGUAUUUGGCCAGUGAUGUUGGUUCCAUAUAAUCUACCUCCUUGGAUGUUCAUGAAGAACGAACUUAAUGAAUUAUGGGAGUCUGGGGUAAAAGCCUUUGAUGCCCAUGCCAAGGAGACUUUUAAUAUGCGAGUAGUGUUGUUGUGGACUAUUAAUGACUUUCCCGCUUAUGCUAAUUUGUGGCUACCAGAAGAUCAUAAAUGGAGGCUUAAUAAGAGGUCGUUUGGUGGGAAAGUGCAAAGGGGUCCUCCUCCCGAUCAUCUAACAGGGCAUGAUGUGAUGGAACAAUUAACUGGAUACUCAAAUGUAGAGUUUGGAAAAGAUGUUAGUGGAAAACGUAAGAGAGGUGAAAUAUAUAUCGUGCAUCAAUGGAAAAAACUAAGUAUUUUCUACCAAUUGCCUUAUUCGAGGCAUCUCUUGGUUCGGCACAACUUUGAUGUGAUGCAUGUGGAAAAGAAUGUAUGCGAAAGUAUCUUAGGCACCAUUCUUGAUUUAACGGGAAAGAAUAAGGACUCUCUAAAUGCUCAAUUGGACUUAGCAGACAUGAAAAUGCAUGACAAGUUACGCGCAAAAUCACUUGGGAAUAAUAAAUGGCAAGUCCCACCGGCACCUUACAACUUGACUUUGAAUGAAAAGAGAAAAAUAGUAACACUUUUAUCCAAAUUAGCUUUCCCAGACGCUUAUUCAUCAAAUAUUUCACGGUGUGCCUCCUUGCAAGAUGGAAAGGUAAUGGGAAUGAAAACUCAUUAUCAUCAUGUUUUCAUGCAAGAUUUACUUAUGCCGGCAUUCAAAGGUGUCUUAGAUGAGAAUGUUCUAGAGCCUUUACAAGAGCUUAGUUUGUUUUUCAAGCAAUUGUGUUCUAAAACCUUAAAGGUUGAUGACCUAAAGCAAAUGGAAAAAAUAUAG
Molecule: messenger RNA, 1557 nt
Organism: Spinacia oleracea (spinach)
Lineage: Eukaryota; Viridiplantae; Streptophyta; Magnoliopsida; Caryophyllales; Amaranthaceae
Exons: 3
Coding region: 1-1557 (518 amino acids)
Source: RefSeq, a predicted model, not a curated record